This is a messenger RNA of Lucilia sericata (common green bottle fly), 906 nucleotides long. RefSeq lists its product as uncharacterized. NCBI's taxonomy places the organism in Eukaryota, Metazoa, Arthropoda, Insecta, Diptera, Calliphoridae. Gene Ontology annotation, cellular component: nucleus; transcription regulator complex. Gene Ontology annotation, biological process: regulation of transcription by RNA polymerase II. The record is from RefSeq and is a predicted model, not a curated record. The transcript is spliced from 3 exons. The coding region runs from base 109 to 756 and encodes 215 amino acids.
UUUCGUCAUUAUUACUUGUUAUUUGCUUAAACAAAGUUCCAAAAUUGUUAACAUAUUCCGUACGGAAUCAGCAGUUUAUUUAUUGUAUACACGGAAAAUAAAACUAAAAUGGAACAAGAAUCCGUUUUUGUUUUAAAUUUAAUUGCGAAUGUGGAAAAAAAGAAAUGUCUCUACGACAAAAGUGAUCCCUUUUACUUUAAUAGGAGUAUCAAGGACAAGACAUGGAAUGAAAUAGGAGAAAAUUGCAGCAAAAGUGGAGAAGACUGCAAACACAAAUGGAAAUUGCUACGAGAACGUUUUUGUAAGGAGCUGAAAAAAAUGGAAAACCUAUCAGGUAGUAUAAUGUCCAAUGGAGAAUGGAAAUUUAUGCAGCCCAUGUUAUUUUUAAAGGAUUUUCUCGCACCGCGACGCUCUUAUUAUAAUGUUAAGCAACAGGAUAUAGAAACAGACUUCGAACAAGCCACAUGCAGUGGUGAUAGCUUGUUGGAACCUCUAAUGAGCAUUCCAACCCCACCAAAGAAAUCUAUGCACACUCUAGAUAGCCUCUGCCAAAAAUUUGGUGAGACUAUAGAGAAUAUUGAAAGAGGCUUAGCUGUGCCGAUUGUGCAAAAGAAGGAGACAACAGAUGAAUCAUUCAUUAAAAUAGUGCUAUGUUUGAUGCAGGACCUGCCAAUAGAUAUAAAAGACGAGUUUCAAGCGGGCGUCAUGCAGGAGUUAUAUCGUUUACGCAAGAAUUGUAGAAAUCUUAAUAUGUAAGCAGUCUAUUUGACUUAUUUUUUUUAGUUUUCGAAGGCAAUGCUGAUGUAAAUAUGUACAUAAAUCAAAUGUACACGCGAUGUUUGUAUAUUAGUUUUUAAGACUGUGAUUAAAUUAAAAAUAAUCUUCAAAUGUUGUUUUUGACUGUUA